AUUAAAAUGUCACUGUCAGUUUGUGCAAGUGAAAUUUAAAAAAAUGUGCUCGUAAACCAUUCAAUAUUUUAUUUUUUAAGUUAAACUGUAAUGUGUAGCUCUGGUCAAAAAGAAUCAGUAAUAGUUAGACCUGAUGGCAACAUCACUAUAUUCGGACUGUGCAAUCAUUUUCCUGCAGAUAUGCCCAACAAGUUGAUUUCUAUAACAGCUGCGGAUGAAUACAAAUACACAAUAACAAGGAUCAACAGAAUAUUGAAGAAAAGCAUGUUAUUGAAUAUGAAAAUAUUGCUGUGUAGCUGUUUAUGUUUUUGCUGUACCCUCGGUUUUUCCGUUUAUCCACCGAUAAUGAUCAACAAAAGAACGAAACACCGAAUUAAAAAUGUAUUAGAAGAAGAAAAUGAACGAAUUUAUCAUCAUUUAGGUUUACAUUGGGGUUUGAUAAAAAGACCUUUCGGGCCAUUGCCUACAGUUGAAUAUGUUUUACAAAUAGAAUUCUUCAAUAGACCAAAUAUAUAUGCUCCAGAUUGAUUUUACUUUUAUAUGAGAUUCCUUUGGAAUACGUUACUGAUUAUUAGAGUUUAAUAACUUUAUAUUUAAAAAAAAAUCUCUUAACAUAUAUUUUAAUAAUGUUGAAUACAAUAAUUUUUAAACCUUU
Molecule: messenger RNA, 655 nt
Organism: Psylliodes chrysocephalus
Lineage: Eukaryota; Metazoa; Arthropoda; Insecta; Coleoptera; Chrysomelidae
Source: the annotation of a GenBank genome assembly